Mya arenaria is the source of this 1245-nucleotide messenger RNA. Its product is annotated as protein FAM32A-like. The coding region runs from base 194 to 538 and encodes 114 amino acids. The record is from RefSeq and is a predicted model, not a curated record. Gene Ontology annotation, cellular component: nucleolus. Lineage: Eukaryota; Metazoa; Mollusca; Bivalvia; Myida; Myidae. The transcript is spliced from 4 exons.
GAUUUACGCUAGAAAAUAUUCUUUUACAAUAGCACAGUCAUGUAUUUAAAACAAUUUAAUACAAUUUUCAAUGACGAGUAUCUUUAAUUUCAGAUUUUUUUAGCAUAAAGAAUCGCGAUUUACUUGAUUCUUGAAAAUACCUCAAUGCAAGCCAGGUACGAUAGAGCAGAGUACGAACCAAACGUAAACAAAGAUGUCAGAUUACGAUAAUGUCUGUAGAGGUUCUUUAAAACUAAAAGGAGUCUCGGAUCACAAGAUAAAGAAGAAGAAGAAGAAGAGGGAUAAAAUUGACAAAGAGGUUGCUCAGUACCUGGAGAACAUUGAGGCUGAAGCCAGUGGAUCAGGGGAGCAGAAGAAACGGGAAGACCGCAGGACCAAGGCCGAAAUCGCCUUUGAGAAACGCAAGGAAAAGAAGAUGGCAGAGCAAAUAAUAGAAAAAGCUACAAAGAGUCAUAAAGAAAGAAUCAUGGAGUUUAACCAUCACCUAGACAGCCUCACAGAACACUUUGACAUCCCAAAGGUCAGCUGGACAAAGUAGAAAUACGGUCUGAACUCUGGAAGCUGGCUGACAUUAUGUGCUCCUGAACACUUGUUGGGAUACUUUGUAGGGAGGGGAUAGAAAUGAGAGCAAUAUCGACUUAUAUAACACAUGAUUUAUGCCUAUGUUGUAAUAUAUUUCAGAUAAGUAAUGUCCCCUUUCCAGUUUCAUCAUAUUCAUCAUUAAAACUUUGAAAUUAUCUGAGUGGCAUAUAUACACAAAUAUAUUCACCUGUCAUGACAUACUCUGUAAGGUAUGGUAAAACCGGGCUAGCUUUAACCUGUAUAUUUAUUGUGUUUUAUUGUCAUUCUUUUAGAUGUAAAAAUGUGCAUUUGUAAUUGGCAAAAUAUCUGGAAUUACAAACGAACCAAAUUGAAUGUACAAGUCAUUAUGAUCAAGAUGUAAACUUAUUUGUAAUUUAUCUUAUUCUGAUUCACAUUUCAUUUACAUCAUUUGGUCAAGAAACUCACAUUUUUUAUAACCCCCUGGGGCCAAUUAUAUUAAACUGGAUACUUAUUGUCUUUGUUUGCUCAUCCAAGCAAUUUAAUUGGUCAAUAAUAACCAACCAAUAAACAUUUCAACUAACUUUAACCGAACCACAGAAUUAACUACCGUAGUUGUAUAGAAUUGGCUUCAGGUUAGGUUUUGUUUAUUUUCAAAACCUGUAUUGAUGUGAACUUUGUCAAUAAAUUUACUAUAAAACUGUU